Xenopus tropicalis (tropical clawed frog) is the source of this 965-nucleotide messenger RNA. It is a transcript of the gene mmp7, whose product is annotated as matrix metallopeptidase 7. Gene Ontology annotation, molecular function: zinc ion binding; metalloendopeptidase activity; metallopeptidase activity. Gene Ontology annotation, cellular component: extracellular matrix. Gene Ontology annotation, biological process: proteolysis. The record is from RefSeq and is marked provisional. NCBI's taxonomy places the organism in Eukaryota, Metazoa, Chordata, Amphibia, Anura, Pipidae. The coding region runs from base 20 to 799 and encodes 259 amino acids. The transcript has 5 exons.
CUAAUUUCCCACUGCCACCAUGCUUCAAGCAAUCCUGUUAGUUAUCGUAUCACUGUCCUGUAUCCAGGCCAUGCCCGCGCCCCUACCUCAAGAUCCUAUCAGCCCUUCGGACCGUAUGUUUGCAGAGCAAUAUUUAGACACGUUCUAUCUGAUGAGAUCCAAAUCAAAGAACACAUUUGCUGAAAAAAUCAAAGAGAUGCAGAAGUUCUUUGGGAUGUCGGUGACAGGGAGGUUGGACUCGGACACCAUGGCGAUGAUGAAGACCCCCCGGUGCGGAAUGCCCGAUAUUGCAGAGUUCAGACAGUUCCCUGGGAAUCCCAAAUGGACAAAAACCCGGCUGACAUACAGCAUUGUGAACUACACCCCCGAUCUGUCUCGCCAAGUGGUAGACACCGCAAUACAGAGGGCGUUUGGGGUGUGGAGUAACGUCACCCCGCUGCAGUUCACAAAGGUUUCCUCUGGAGAUGCUGACAUAUUGAUCCGAUUUGGAGCUCGCACGCAUGGAGAUUCCAGCCCGUUUGAUGGCCCCAGUGGAGUUCUAGCUCAUGCCUAUGGUCCAGGGCGCGGCAUUGGAGGUGAUGCCCAUUUUGAUGAAGAUGAAAGAUGGACAAGUUCUAGAACAGGUUUUAAUCUGUUCCUAGUGGCUGCGCAUGAAUUUGGCCAUUCUCUGGGACUCGAUCAUUCUACUGACCCACGAGCCUUGAUGUUCCCGACCUACCAUUAUGUGGACACGCAGGCCUUUCGUUUGUCCCAAGAUGACAUCAACGGAAUACAGUCAAUAUAUGGAAGAAGGCAAUAGGUGCAAAGUCACAUGCUUUAGCUUGGUCAUCAUUUAAUUGCUACAUUGUAAGCUCUUGUAUGCAGGACCUUCUAAUCCUUCUGUUUUAUUUUGGCGCUAUAUUAUUGUAAAGUGCUGUAUAGCUUGCUGGUACCGUGUAAAUAAAUAAAUGAUGAUUAAAAGCUUA